AUGAAGCAAAAUCCAGCACCAAUAAAGAAGGCAGAGGGGGCAGUUCAGAGCGAAGGACAGCUCCAAAGCUGGCGUCUCAAUGUAGUCAUGGGCGCGCUGGUAUUCGCGGUGUUGGCGAUGGCGUUGAGUGCAUCAAUCGUUGCAACGGCAAUUCCUGUCCUUACCUCUCAUUUCCAUUCAACGGCAGAUAUUGGAUGGUAUGGUAGCGCCUACUUAAUGGCAAGUUGUGCUCUCAUUCCCCUCGCGGGGAAGAUAUACACCCUGUAUGAUUUAAAGGUUGGUUUCCUUGCGUACAUGACUGCCUUUACAGUCGGUUCGGUUAUAUGUGGAGCAGCCACAUCGUCCAAUAUGCUUAUUGCAGGAAGAGCUAUUGCAGGCGCGGGCUCAUCGGGGAUUAUAACAGGAGCAAUGGCUAUAAUCAACGCCUCUGUCACCCUGGAUAAAAGAUCUUGUAAACUGCAAUGUGCAGUACUCGUCGGAAUUAUCCAAUCGCUGUCUGGCGUUGGUGUCGUCUUGGGCCCAAUUGUUGGGGGGGCACUCACUCAGCAUGCUUCUUGGAGAUGGUGCUUCUUUGUCGGCGUUCCUGUCUGUGGACUUGCCAUGCUAGUUGUUAUCGUCGUCCCUUUUCCGCGAAGACGGAAAGACGGUCCUUCCUUGGAAAUUAUGCAGAAGAUCAGAGACCUUGAUCUCAUUGGCUGUGCGAUAUUUGCUCCAUCUGUAGUCCUUCUCUUGGUGGCGUUGCAAUGGGGCGGAAACAAAUAUCGAUGGGGUUCAUCGAAAGUCAUCGGUCUUUUCUGCGGCUCAGGUGCCACCUUCAUCGCCUUUCUCAUCUGGGAGUAUUACUUCGGCGAGAAAGCAAUGGUUCCUCUUCAUAUGCUCAAGCGCCAGGUCAUGGCCUGCGGCUUCACAACCAAUAACUUCCAAAUGGGCGGCCUCAUGCUUAUCACGUACUAUCUUCCCAUUUGGUUCCAGUCUGUAAAGGAUGCUAGCCCGACCAUGAGCGGGGUUAUGACGCUUCCGCAAUCUCUAUCCCAGAUCAUCUUUUCGAUCAUGUCCGGGUGGCUGGUUUCUAGGUUGGGUUACUACACCCCCUGGGCCAUUGUAGGAAGUGCGUUCACUGCUCUGGGAACCGGCCUCAUGUUAACAUUCACUCCUUCAACUGAUGCUGGGAAAUGGAUUGGUUACCAGAUUCUAGUGGGUUGUGGAAGAGGCUUUGUCAUCCAGAAUGUGUUCACGGCUGCACAAGCAGACCUACCUAAAGAACUCGAGGAUAUUGGCUCUGCCUUCUUAGUGUUUGCUAUGUUUCUCGGAGGGGCGAUAUUCGUUGCUCUUGGUGAAACUAUUUUGUCCAACGCUCUACCAACCGAGUUAGCUAAAUAUGCUCCAGGGAUUCCCAAAUCCAGUAUUGAGCAAGGACUAGCGGCUUCAACUCUGACGAAGCUUCCUCCCAGUGUUGCCAAGAGUGUCAAGUUGGCUAUUAAUAAUGCUUUGAUCAAGACCUUCUAUCUGGCACUGGGCGGCUCCGUUGUUGGCUUUUUGGCUAGCUGGGGCCUAAAAUGGUAUAAUGUGAAGAAAAGGUCGCCUCCGAUAGACAUGGAGGGAAGGCAUGAGAAAAGCAGCGGUCAAGUACGCAACGUAAGGAGUGAGUAG
Messenger RNA from Lindgomyces ingoldianus, 1650 nucleotides. Its product is annotated as MFS multidrug transporter-like protein. The coding region runs from base 1 to 1650 and encodes 549 amino acids. The transcript is spliced from 8 exons. NCBI's taxonomy places the organism in Eukaryota, Fungi, Ascomycota, Dothideomycetes, Pleosporales, Lindgomycetaceae. Gene Ontology annotation, biological process: transmembrane transport. Gene Ontology annotation, molecular function: transmembrane transporter activity. The record is from RefSeq and is a predicted model, not a curated record.